AUGUCGAAGGUAUGUACACAGACACCAGCUGGAAUGUGGUGAACACAGAAAGGUGACGGCAUUCCCUCAGCCCACUCAGCUCAGCCUUCCCUGUUGAUCACUUUCUUCUAGCCUACUGCUGCUGCCUAGCUCUACCUGUUCUGGUAUGUCAGAGAUGGCGCAUCCUCACUUGUGCCCAGUCAUGGGGAUGUCGUUCUCCCCGGAGCCUCAGUUCUGUUCUUGUCCUGAUACCAAUGUUUUGUUGCACUUCAAUUCUGGUCCCAAACCCUCGGCUCGAGCUUUCCUUGAGGACACUGCCAUUUCAGCAGCAAGCACUGAUAGUUGGUGCGAGAACCGUGGAGGGUGCUCCGACUCAUGGGCUCAGGGGGUCACCACGUUCUGUCAGUCUCCAUCCUGGUCGCCGUCUACAGCAGAGCCAAGGGACCGUAGCUUGCCCCAGCGGCCAAGUGGCAUGGACCAAUUGCGGCGUUGCUUUUGAUGCCACCAAGCAAGUGUGCAUCAACGGCCGCAUCUGUCUCAUUGGUCAGGAGCUCUGCAGCAAUGCGUGCUUCUACCCCACGAAGUCGAGCUGCAUUGCUGCUUCACUCGAAAGGGACCACCCAGGCGCUAAUGACGGCAGCGAGACUCGCAACUGCACGACAGCUGUCAGCACGAGUUCAGCUGUCAGCGCAAGUACAGCUGUCAAUGCCAAUCCUGUAACCUUGGGUGCUGCUACCCCUGCAUCGCCCACUUACUUUGCCGGUGCAAGUGACAGACACGAGGAUGGCAACGUGGCAGCUGUUGUUGGGGGGAUUGUUGGUGGGGUCACUCUACUAGGGGCGAUAACAAUCAUUGUCAUCAUAUUUUCCCGACGGCGGAGGAGUGAGGCUAAAGCGACAGAGUUCAAAAAGAUGAUAAAGGAAACAGCCGUAGCUGAGGCAGCCAAUGGACAAGAGCCGCGUGGUUAAAUCUGGAUUGCAAGAUAUGUGAGCGAGCCUGAGUAUCUGCUGAAAGCAACUCAAGAGAAAUCGAAGGAGGUCUCGAGAAUCAAAGGCUUGGUGACUUACAUAAGGUGCCUAAAGGGUAAGAAGUUGAGCUCUUCAGAUGCUGUAUCCUUGUCCAAGCGCUUUUCGACCCAGACUGCUGCGGACAAGGGUCUCUUGUCGAGCUGGAAGGCCUGUUACAAAUUUUCGAGCCACUCUAGUAUCAUUAUUGCAUGGUGAACAUGUAUAGCAUUUGCUUUUUUAACGAAG
Molecule: messenger RNA, 1232 nt
Organism: Klebsormidium nitens
Lineage: Eukaryota; Viridiplantae; Streptophyta; Klebsormidiophyceae; Klebsormidiales; Klebsormidiaceae
Source: the annotation of a GenBank genome assembly